This is a messenger RNA of Paramuricea clavata, 552 nucleotides long. Lineage: Eukaryota; Metazoa; Cnidaria; Anthozoa; Malacalcyonacea; Plexauridae. The record is from the annotation of a GenBank genome assembly.
AUGUCAAAGCAACAAAAAUUUAUCAUGAAUUUUUUAAAUAAAAUUUACGAAGGACCACGACCCCAGAAAAAUACGCAAACUAUUCGAAAAUCUCAACGCUGUAUUGCAAAUACCCUAAAGGAUAAACAAUGUCGAAAGCGCACAGCACACACACCAAAAUGUUGGAUUCAUCUUGCUAAACAAGACAAUCUACGUAUUAAACCCUCCAGAAUUAUUGCGGCAGGAAAGGGACUAUACACAUGGAAAAAAUCAAUUCCUCGCGGUAAAAUAAUCGGGCGAUAUACAGGACGCAAAUUAACAAGAAAACAAAUUGAUCAACGUUAUGGUGAAAAUACAGCUACAUAUGCCGUAUGUAACCCGCGAGGCCGUUGUAUCGACGCAACCUACACUACAGAUGGUGCACCACGAUUUGCCAACGAUGCUCGCAAAACACCGUUUAAAAAUAAUUCAAAAAUUAAAGCAGGUCGGCGUAUAUUUAAUUUAAAAGCUAGUAAAUCUAUACGACCACAUCAAGAAAUUCUCACAUCGUACGGUAAUGAAUAUUGGCAAUAA